Symbiodinium sp. CCMP2592 is the source of this 1083-nucleotide messenger RNA. NCBI's taxonomy places the organism in Eukaryota, Dinophyceae, Suessiales, Symbiodiniaceae. The record is from the annotation of a GenBank genome assembly.
AUGCCGCAGUUCGGCCUCAUCGGCGACUCAAGUUUGUAUUGUAAGAACAGCAGCCGGCGAGUGAAGCGGAUUGGGGCCCAGCUGCAAGAGCAGCUGGCAACGAAUGACCUUUGGUACCAUGCAGUGCCCAAUGCGGGCGUUGGGAAAAUCCUGCAGAUGCUGACGGACACGCCUUUGAAGUUCGGCACCUUAGGGAUCAGCUAUUUCGGAAACGACAUCAUGUACGGGAAGAUCGGCCGGCAGGUAAGAGCUGCCUGGGAAGAGUUGAUGGACAUCGUCGAGGACAAGGCCGACCGCAUCGUCUUUGUGGUGGGAGGAAGCUCCAAGAAGUAUGCCAAGCACUGGAAUCUGACUUCCCAUUACGACGAGAACCUCGCGCAAGUGAGGACAUGGCUCCACCGCCGCAAUUUCCUCGUGCGGGACUUCCGCGAGGAGUUGCGCCGGUGGAAGCUGAGUGGCGACGGCCUCCACUGGGAUUCGGAGGUGGCGGAGGAGUUGUGCGCCACAUGGACUGAUCUGCUCAGUCCGACGCGAUGCUUGGCUUGGCCAUUGUACGACCAAGGAAGCAAGCGGCAGCAGCCAUGGGAGUCGACAGCCAGCCGCAGCGCAGGCGUUGCGCGCGAUCACAAUGGCAGUGCGUGGAACAGUCGGCGAGGCCGGUGCGACUACGACGAGCCUGGCUCCAGCUACGGCUACUGGCCUGAUGACGGCAAGCGGCAUUGGCGAGAUGGAGACAGUUACGAAGGUUCCUGCAAGAGGCGCAAGGUUGAUGAUGCCGGAAACGGGCACCAGCAGCCAUGGGAGUGGACAGCCAGCCGCAGCGCAGGCGUUGCGCGCGAUCACAAUGGCAGUGCGUGGAACAGUCGGCGAGGCCGGUGCGACUACGACGAGCCUGGCUCCAGCUACGGCUACUGGCCUGAUGACGGCAAGCGGCAUUGGCGAGAUGGAGACAGUUACGAAGGCGGGUGCGACUACCACGAGACUGGCUCCAGCAACAGCUACUGGCCUGUUCACGGCAGUCGGUAUUGGCGAGAUGGUGACGAUGCAAGAGCCUACUCCACGGCUUCUGCGAAGCCCUGGUGA